Aspergillus welwitschiae is the source of this 681-nucleotide messenger RNA. Its product is annotated as acyl-CoA N-acyltransferase. Gene Ontology annotation, molecular function: acyltransferase activity, transferring groups other than amino-acyl groups. The record is from RefSeq and is a predicted model, not a curated record. Bases 1 to 681 code for a protein of 226 amino acids. Lineage: Eukaryota; Fungi; Ascomycota; Eurotiomycetes; Eurotiales; Aspergillaceae. The transcript has 3 exons.
AUGGCAACCACAGUCACCACAGUUACCGGCACUCUGACACCAGAACCACCGCUCAAACUCGAAUUGGCAACAAUUGAGGACGUUCCUGAGCUGGUACGCCUGUGGUACAAUGCCUUCAGCAUUCCUUCUCUGCUUGCUAUCUGGCCUGACACUCCGGGAGUACGGCAGUGGUGGGAGUCAGCCAUUCGCUAUGACAUGCUACACAAGCCACGCGAAAAAUAUCUUAAGGUAGUUGACAGCCAGACUGGGCGUAUUGCCGCUUAUGCCAAAUGGUCCCUUGAGACUUCCAAGGAACGUGGCCCCCGGUUUCCCCCUUGGCACCCGGACAUGGAUGCCCGUCGUAACGAGGAAUUUUUUCAACGACUGGAGGAUGUUCGCAAUCACCUUGUUGGAGACGGCAGGAAAAAUUUCUAUCUUGAUAUGCUCGCGACGCAUACCGAUUACCGACGCAUGGGAGCAGCGCGUUUACUCCUUAUAUGGGGAUGUCAGGUAGCGGAUCAAGAGGAUGCUCUAAUCUACAUUGACUCGAGCGAAGCUGGAAAACCGAUCUACGAGCGUUUCGGUUUCGUGGUUCGGAGCAUGACCUGCGGACUUGCGUCCAUGGCUCUAGAUGUCCCAGUGAAAUUCUGGAGACGGCUAUGUAAUGUUCCGGCGGCAGAUAGUCUUAGUGUACUAGACUGA